Agrilus planipennis (emerald ash borer) is the source of this 3075-nucleotide messenger RNA. RefSeq lists its product as uncharacterized. Gene Ontology annotation, molecular function: nucleic acid binding. The transcript has a single exon. The record is from RefSeq and is a predicted model, not a curated record. The coding region runs from base 1076 to 2212 and encodes 378 amino acids. NCBI's taxonomy places the organism in Eukaryota, Metazoa, Arthropoda, Insecta, Coleoptera, Buprestidae.
UGCAGGAUGAAAUUCUUUCCCUUCUGGGGAAUGAUAAAAAACCGGAAACGGUCUUUGGGGGACCAACUAAACCAACAUUUUAGCAUCUGGUCUCAGUGAGGAGACCUGUAAAAAAUUAUCAGCUAAAUACUUGCCUCCAAGUAAUUGCGUGCUGUUGUGCCCACCACGCAUUAACCCGGAAGUAAAACUUGCUUCCUCUGAAUCAGUUUUAAGAAGGGAUGUGCGGUUGUCUGAUCUGCAACAGCAAUUGGGGGCCAGUUUAACCGCAAUAGGUGUAGCCUUAACCAGUCUCUUAGAAAACUCAACACCUGAUAAUAAAAAGUACAUACACCUGCUUAGUGAUGCAGGUAGAAUAUUGACUAAUAUAUGUCAUUCGGAAUCAGUAUCCCGCAGGGAACUGAUAGCAAUCAACCUUAAUAAAGACCUUAAAGGCAUUUUAACAGACACUCCAAUUACGGAGUUUCUCUUCGGAUCUGACUUAGAUAGCAAGAUCAAGUCACUAAAGGAGCUAGAAAAAUCAGGACAACAAUUAAGGGUCCAGAAAAGACUUGUACGACUUUCUACUCAGAUAUUAGCAAAAGCUUCAACUUCCAGAAACUUCAGGAGUCCACCUGCUCGAAAGUAUGGAACCAAGAGCAGUGGACAGUCCAAUCAGGCUCCGGUGAACUUGACACACAGAAAAACUCGACAAUUUCAGGGAAGAAAGAUGGACAACAAGACCAAUCAGCGAAGUCGUCAGUAUCCGUACUAGACACACAGGUCAGUGAGUCCUGUGGGCGUUUAAGAAAUUUUUCAAAUAGAUGGAGAAAAAUUCCUGCGUCCAAUAAAAUAUUAUCACAUAUUAGAGGAAUUAGUAUUCCAUUUUAUAAGAAAGCAAGACAAUUAAAAAAACCAAUAGAAAAUAAUUGGUCGUACAGGGAAAGUCAAAUUAUAGGGGAUUUAUUAAAACAGUUAUUACAGCUAGGUGCAAUUUCUGUGGCAAAAUACUGCAAAACCCAAUUUGUUUCAAAAGUUUUUACUGUAAGUAAGCCGAAUGGUUCACAUCGUCUAAUCUUAAACCUCAAAAAAUAGCUUCAUGUGUACAGUUGACCUUAAAGAUGCGUAUUAUUUAUUACCCAUACGGUUAUCUCACAGAAAAUUUUUGCGAUUUACCUUUAAAGGCACACUGUAUGAGUACAAUUGUUUACCCUUUGGGUUAAAUUGUGCCCCUCAAAUCUUUACAAAGAUCCUAAAACCUGUUAUAAAAUUCCUGAGAGAGAAAAAUGUUAUUUUGGUAGUUUACUUGGACGACUUUCUAAUCCUAGGCCAAUCUUUUGAUGAAUGCAUGCAUAACGUAAAAUUAACUAUAAAUUUACUUAACUAUCUAGGGUUCCUAAUAAAUUAUGAGAAGUGUAACUUAUUACCUAGUAACAGUUGUGCUUUCUUAGGGUUUAUUUAUGAUUCAAAUACCAUGUCGAUCUCUCUCCCAGACGACAAACGGGAACGAAUACUUAAAAUACUAAAACGCCUAUUAAAAAUAUCUGAAUGCACAAUUAGACGGUUUUCAAGGUUUCUAGGAACCAUCGUCUCAGCUUGUCCAACAAUCAAAUACGGUUUUUUACAUACAAAAAUUUUUGAACGUCAAAAAAUGUUAGCCUUAAAAAAAUCAGGAGGAAAUUACAAUGCACUCAUGAAAAUUUCCGCAUAUUUGAUAGACGACCUGAAUUGGUUCAUUAAAAAUGUUCCAAAAUCUUUCAAUAACAUUCGAGUCGACAAGUACCAUAUGGAAAUUUUUACGGAUGCUUCGGGUUCAGGCUGGGGAGCUUAUUGUAGGGGUAACAGCACUCAUGGUUUCUGGUCGGAUGAGGAAAAAAAAUUCCAUAUCAAUUACCUCGAACUCUUAGCAUUAUGCCUAGGUCUUCAAUGUUUUACAUCUAAAUUAUCAAGCUGCAAUCUUCUUUGUCGAUUAGACAAUACCACAGCCGUAGCCUGUAUAAAUAAAAUGGGAAGUGUCCGUUUUAAACAUCUACAGGAAAUUACAUCUAGAAUUUGGAAUUAUUGUGAAGAACGAAAUAUACACAUUUUAGCUAGUUAUAUCAACACCAAAGUCAAUAGAGACGCUGAUAUCGCGUCGCGUCAACAACAUAGAGAAACAGAAUGGAGUUUAUCGGUUGACGCUUUUCAAGAAAUUGAGACAGUUUUUGGAAAAUUAUCGGUCGAUCUUUUUUGCUAGCAGGAUAAAUAAAAAAUGUCAAGUUUUUUUCUUGGGUAAGAGAUCCAGAGGCAUUUGCGGUGGAUGCAUUCACUGUUAAUUGGAAAAAUCUUAAUUUCUAUGCGUUUCCGCCUUUUGCAUUGAUCUUACGAAUGUUACGAAAGGUCAUGACAGAUGAAGCUGAAGGAGUGGUAGUCGUACCCCUCUGGACCUCCCAAACAUGGUUCCCAGUAUUUCAAUCAUUACUUAUUGAAGAACCUAUCAUUUUCAAACCUAAAAAAUUUUUGCUCUCUUUCAACAGAAUUCCACACCCCUUAUAGGAGACUUUUUCCCUGGUAGCAGGGAAAUUAUCAGGAAAGCCCUCUCAUUAGGGGAAGUACCACUGGAUUCUUUGGAGAUAUGCCUGCUAUCAAUAACACAAAAUACCUUAAAGCAAUAUUCUUGCGGCUUAAGGUUGUGGUGGGAGUUCUGCACUAAAAACAAUAUUAACGUAUUUUCUAUAAAAAUCCCACGUGUUUUACAAUUUUUAACGGAUCAGUUUAAAAAGGGUGCUUCUUAUGGUUCACUUAAUAGCUACAGAUCGGCGCUAGCACAGAUAGCGGGUCCGAACCUGGCACAAGACUUUAGGAUCAAGAGAUUCUUCCGAGGCGUCUUUAGUUUAAGACAGCCGUUACCCAGAUAUGAAAAUACAUGGGACCCUGGCAUAGUGGUUGAUUACUUUAGAUCUCUUGCCAGUAAUCCUAUUACUCUUGAAUUCCUUUCAGAAAAAUUAGUUACUCUUUUAGCACUUGCUACAGGGCAGCGUAUUCAAACAUUAAGUCUCAUUGAAAUUAGUAACAUAUUAAUCCACCCUGAUCGGAUCGAGAUAAAAAUUCCUCAUAGAA